This is a messenger RNA of Lycium barbarum (goji berry), 1078 nucleotides long. RefSeq lists its product as uncharacterized. The coding region runs from base 295 to 507 and encodes 70 amino acids. The record is from RefSeq and is a predicted model, not a curated record. NCBI's taxonomy places the organism in Eukaryota, Viridiplantae, Streptophyta, Magnoliopsida, Solanales, Solanaceae. Gene Ontology annotation, biological process: intracellular transport; protein secretion. The transcript is spliced from 6 exons.
AGAGGUACUUUUGACCCUUUUCUCUUUUUGUUAUUGUCACUCCUAAUGAAAAAGAAGGAGAAUCGUUUCAAAUUCAUCCCUGCUUGCGAUCUGAAAGUGCCCCCAACACAAUCACCGUUACAAAUUCUGCUGUUGGCUGUCAUUUAGCGUACGGUGUAAGAAUCCGUGCUAUCAACAACUAUUGAAGGGACUGUCUCAGUUGCUACGGUUGAUGAAAUUAUAGUGGGCCAACUGAUAAAAAAGGAUUUGGUGACUUGGUCGAAGCAAAAUCAAUUAAGACAGGAAACUUCAGAUAUGUCCGCGCUCUUUAAUUUCCAUUCCUUUUUGACGGUCGUGCUAUUAUGGAUUUGUACAUGCACUUAUGUAAAGAUGCAUUUUCCAGCACUUCUUGAACAAAGAACUGGGUUUCGAGGCUUCUUUUGGAAGGCUGCUAGAAUAGGUGAGCGAUUGAGUCCUUGGGUGGCUGUGGGCUGUCUGACAAUGGGUGUUUCAAUAAUCUUCUUUUAAGCGAACGGUUACUUGAAACAAAAAUUGACCUUGAGCUGGAAGCUAAUUUACUGCUUCAAAUUGUUUUUGCAUCAAAAUGCCGUCUUUGAUCAAACUUGAGCACUGAAUCGUUGUGACACUACUUUGAUCUGGAACUAAGCUUUUGCUUGUGAGAUGGUCUUGUUAUAAGGAGGGUCAAUGUUAUGGAUUCUGGCUUUUGUGACACGCUCGACUUGAUACCUUUGUCUGCUAAUGAAUCCAAAAAAUUCGUUGCUGCAUUGUGUCUGCUGAUGAUUAUGCAAUGUAUGCCAUAAUCUACAUUAUCUACUAGUUAUAAGAAAAUCGACAUUGUAUUGUCAGUUGCUUCAGGUGGUCCCAAAAUUUGCUUGUGAUCCCAAAACCCUGCCACAAAGAAAAAUGAUUUAAUUUUAAGUUGUCGCUUGUCCGUGUAUUUUAACUAUUUGUACAAGCAACUAAGUUACUAGAACUUGUUUGUGAUCCCAUUGUCAUUGCAUUAAUUGCUUUCCUCUACUGACCAACUGUAUGCAAACUGCCAUUAUGCACAUGAUGUGUUCAUUGUUGUUCUUUUUAA